UUUUUUUUCAUUCUCUUUUUCCUUUAUCACCAUUCCUGUAUUCGAUACUCCACUUAGCAGAGACAAACAAAAGUCGCGCACUUAUCUCGUUUAAAAACCUAUCAUAACAAUAAACAACAAUAACAGUAGCUAUGUCAGCCAUUGCGCCCGAUAUCAAAGUUCGUCCCAAAGACCGUAAAGAGGGUCAUCCACAUCCUUAUCUUCACGGCAACUUCUAUCCUGUCUUUGAGGAGACUAUCGGAGACGAGGGUAUCGAAUGUGAAGUUAUUGGAAAGAUCCCAGAGUCUCUCCGUGGCUCGCAAUAUGUCCGUACAGGACCUAAUUCUCUCCACGUUGCUGAUGAUGGUGUUCCUCAUCACUUUUUCGACGGCGAAGGAAUGCUCCAUGGCGUUUAUUUUGAACCCGGCAAUGAGGAUGAGCCGAUUCGUGCACGAUACAUGAAUCGCUGGGUACGAAGUGAGAUAUUCAAGAAAGCCAACAAAUAUGGACGAAUGAACCUUACCUUGGGCCUGGUCAUGGCAGGCGCCGAUAUCUUCUGGGGGGUACUCCUUUGGCAUUUCUGGUAUCGACUAAAGGCUGCAUUCUUCAAGGUCAAAAAUUUUGGUAAUGGAAAUACGGCCCUUGCAUUCUUUGGAUCUAGACUCUUGGCAUUGAACGAGGGCGGUAAACCAAUCGAGACCAGCGUCCCCAGCCUUAAUACCACUGGCGAAUACUUCUUUGAAGAAGAAGAAGAAGAAUAUGGAGAGAAAAAAGAGGAAGACAAGAAUACGCUGGAAAAAAAGAUUAAAGAAAGCACUCCAGAGGUUUGUACAGCUCAUCCCAAGAUCGAUCCGAAAACUGGCGAGUUUAUCUUCUUUUCAUAUAGGUUUACUUAUCCAUUUAUGUAUUAUUCCGUUGUGGCGGCUGAUGGCAAGCACAUAGUCUGGCAGGAACCCAUUAAAAGUCUCAAAAAGUCUAUCAUGAUGCAUGAUUUUGCUAUUACUCCUUCUUAUUCGAUUAUCAUGGGCGUCCCACUUUUCAUCAGUACCAAGCAUAAGAAAGAAGGCAAGCCUGUCAUUUCAUUUGAUCCAAAGUCACCUACUCGCUUUGGCAUCAUCCCUCGUUACUACGACUCGACCAAAGACGAGAUCAUCUGGUUCAAUUCACGUGCCUGCCACAUUUUCCACACCGCCAACGCCUGGGAGGAGAAGGACGAAGAUGGCAAAGUGAUUGCAGUGUGCUUAACUGCUUGUCGCUCUGAGCGCUUUAUUUCCGAUAUCAAUUUAUGGCAACCCACAAAUACUGGAGGUUAUGGUGGUGGUAAAACUCAAAAAGAGUACGAGCGAGAAUAUAGUGCCCCUGGAUCUGGCUCUUAUGCAACCCAGGACCCAGAUGCAGCCUAUAUGACUCUGUUCAGGUUCGACUUCAAGACCAGAGAAACUCAAAUCACAACGCUUUCAACUGCCAGCUCGGAGUUCCCUAUUAUUAAUUUUAACCGAUAUAUGCAACCGGAUUUAAGAUAUGUCUUUGGAGCCACUAUUGCACCUUCUUCCCCAGGAGUAGCUGUUAAAUUCAAUGGCAUCAUUAAAACCGACAUUCAGGCGGUGCUCAAGCGCAGACAAGAGCUAUUAAGCUCUGGGCUGGCUGAAAACGAAGGCGGUGAGGGCUGCUGGGAGUUAGGUGCCAAAGAGCUGAAGCGUAUCGAAGAACAAACUGGUCAGAUCCAUAUUUUUGGUCCCCACAUCUAUGCAGGCGAGGCCUUGUUUGUACCAAACUCACCACGAGAAGAUGGCAAAGAACUUGAAGAAGAUGACGGACAUCUGUUGGUGUAUGUGUAUGAUGAACGACAGAUGGAGAAUGGGCUUGCCAAGGCUAACAAGCAAGUAACGGAGCUUUGGAUCUUUGAUGCCAAGAAUAUUGGUCAGGAUAUUGAACCUGUUGCUAAAGUGCGUAUCCCUCGUCGUGUGCCCUAUGGAUUCCACGGUUUGCAUGUCACCCGAGAGCAGAUCCAAGCCAAUAAGGAUAUGCUUGAGCGCCGCAAUCGUCAUCAUUAAAUACCUGUCAUAUUUGAACUGAAUAGCAUACUACAUAAAAUAAUCAGAUUCAGCAUUAUAUCACAGAAUAGAAAUAUGUCUAUUUCGUAUCUUUUAUGGUAUGUGAUUUAUUUGAACGAAAAUAAAA
Lobosporangium transversale is the source of this 2160-nucleotide messenger RNA. Its product is annotated as carotenoid oxygenase. The coding region runs from base 132 to 2033 and encodes 633 amino acids. Gene Ontology annotation, biological process: carotene catabolic process. The transcript is spliced from 4 exons. The record is from RefSeq and is a predicted model, not a curated record. Gene Ontology annotation, molecular function: carotenoid dioxygenase activity. NCBI's taxonomy places the organism in Eukaryota, Fungi, Mortierellomycota, Mortierellomycetes, Mortierellales, Mortierellaceae.